This is a messenger RNA of Maylandia zebra (zebra mbuna), 1167 nucleotides long. NCBI's taxonomy places the organism in Eukaryota, Metazoa, Chordata, Actinopteri, Cichliformes, Cichlidae. The record is from RefSeq and is a predicted model, not a curated record.
AUGGCCGACUAUCCUCUGGGUGACCUGUAUUACCAUGUGGAGCUCUUUAGUCUGUGCAGCUGUGCUAUACAGUUCUUCAUCCCAUCAUCAUCAUCUGGAUGGAAAUACUACUGGUACAGAGAUGAGAAAUCCUCUGAAGCCCUGAACACACAAGAUGCAGUUUUCCACUCAAAUGGACAAAUCAGUGUCUCACAGGAAGGACUCUACAGGUGCAGAGGAGGAAGAGGAAACCCAGUUUACUACACAGAGGACAGCCAGUCAGUCAGGAUUGGGAAAACUGAUGAACCCCGUCCUGUCCUCACUGUGUCUCCAUCAUGGCUGAGUCCUGGAGCCUCAGUAACUCUGAACUGUGAGGUUGAACAUCCGUCUGCAGAACGGAGCUUCUACUGGUAUAAAGCUGUUCCUGAUCUAUCAGAGAAAUCCUCCAGUUAUGAGCUGCUACCUGAUGGCAGUGGGACUGCACAGGACUCCUACAUCAUUCAUGGACAGACACACACAGCAGGAUAUGUGUGCAGAGCUGGAAGAGGAGACCCAGAGUAUCACACUGAUCACAGUCAACCAAAGUUUGUCUGGUCUGCAGAUGUUCAUUCAGCAGCGUCUCUCACAGUGAGUCCUGACAGAGUGCAACACUUCACCUCUGACUCUGUCUCACUGACCUGUGAGGGAAACUUCCCUGAGUGGAGAGUGAGGAAGUUCUCUGAGGACGGCCGACUCUCUGACUGUAGGAGAAUGACUGGAUCCACAUGUGACAUCAACACAUCAAAGUCAGAUACUGGAGUGUACUGGUGUGAGUCUGGAUCAGGAGAGUUCAGCAGUGCAGUCAACAUCACUGUACAGAAUGAUGGUAAUGUUUCUAUCCUGGUGAGUCCUGUUCAUCCUGUGACUGAGGGAGCUUCUGUUAGUCUGAGCUGCAGUUUGAGAACACAAAAAAUACUUUCCAAUGUGUUUUUCUAUCACAAUGACAAACUUAUUGAAAAUGAUCCCCGAGGGGAGCUGAAGAUCUCUGCAGUGUCAAAGUCUGAUGAAGGUUUCUACAAGUGUCAGUACUCAGGAAGAGAGUCAGCACAGAGCUGGAUGUCAGUUAAAGUAACCAUGUCAGGAGCUGACAGCUCUUCAUCUCCUGUGUGGUUGACUGUUCGACUGGUGAUCGUUGUGGCUAUGAGAUAA